Fulvia fulva is the source of this 984-nucleotide messenger RNA. RefSeq lists its product as uncharacterized. NCBI's taxonomy places the organism in Eukaryota, Fungi, Ascomycota, Dothideomycetes, Mycosphaerellales, Mycosphaerellaceae. The transcript has 2 exons. The record is from RefSeq and is a predicted model, not a curated record. Bases 1 to 984 code for a protein of 327 amino acids.
AUGGACGCUGCGCUAGCCCUGCUGGCCCAGUGCUAUCCUCAACCCGGGACCGGAUUUGAGGGUCCCUCUUGGGUACCUGACCUGCGAGCUUAUCCUCCCGCAUUCCGGGACCAAGAGGAGGGAUACCAAGCAAGUGGUCUUUCGCCAGCAAACUUCUAUGUCGAAGACGAGGGCCCUCUGGUCGCAACGGGCAAGUUGUGUGAUGCCGUGAGCUUUGUGGCGGAGUCAUCUGAUGCCAAUGCCGCGAGCAUGAUGGAGCUCCUUCGGCGGUUGCAACCAGCGAACAUCCACCCUGCUCCGUCAUACAUCACCGAUGAGCCCUUCCUCGAUGCCUGGGCGAGGACGCUCGUGCUCGACCUUACGGCAGAGCGUUUCCCCACCAUCCGUCACGAACCUCUAGAGGCCCUGAAAGCAAGACUAUUGACCGUUCUCGAAUCAGAUGAAACCGACGGUAGAAGCGCUGAGUCAGAACUGAAUGCCGUCAACAACUCUGUCCGAGAUACAUGGACGGACAUGAGAUUCUUCACCGCCGGGAAGUUCAUGGGUUUCGGACCGUUCGACAUGCAACCCGGCGAUGUGGUGAGCGUACUGCUCGGGCUGUCCACGCCACUUAUUAUCAGACCUGCCAAAGGUGGAGCCUACACGGUCGUUGGCUGGGCUUAUGUCCAUGGCUUGAUGGACGGCGAGGCGUUACUCGGGCCUUUGUUGCCGACUUGGAGAUCUAAGCAGUACUGGACCAACAGGCGCUUUCUGGUUCGAUAUCAGAAUAUAGAGACUUCGAGGAUCCAGCGAAGUGAUCCGAGACUCCAACCGCUGCCUUCGGAUUGGAGGCGUGUUUAUGCUGAUGUGACGCAGGACGAUUCGGUGGUUGUUGCUCAUUAUCGUAAUCGUGGUACUGGAGAGGUCAUCAAUUAUGAUCCGAGGAUGACUAGACAUGCUCUUCUUCGACGUGGCGUCCAGCUGGACUAUGUGCGCCUCGUAUGA